UAUGUGAUGCCGGAAGCAGCAGGAACGGAAAUCCAAGUGAUGGACGACGACGAGCUCUACGUGUCCCUGGUGUUCGGACUCAAUUCCUACUUCGGGGCCCGGGUGGAGGCCGAGGGGUUCUUCCUGAACAACGCCAUGGCCAACUUCUUCCCGGCCGGAAGUGACACGGGUUCCGACUCGGACGCCGUGAAAAAUGCCAACGUCAUGGAACCCAAUAAGCGGCCGUUGUCACUCGGGGCACCCGUCGUCGUGGUUUCGUCGUCACACAUGUGCAAAACCCGGCUGGUUGCUGGCUCACCCAAGUUCGACAUUUCGGCACAAGUAAUUGCUCGUUAUUUGGCUCUGGGCAGUCCUUUGGCUGACAGUAUCCACGCUCCAAGACUCCACCUGGGGGCUGAAUUCGGAACCAGAGAUUAUUUAAUGGUCCGGGACCUACCCUGGUUGGUUCGACCGGUUGAAGGCAGGUGGUGA
Molecule: messenger RNA, 471 nt
Organism: Notodromas monacha
Lineage: Eukaryota; Metazoa; Arthropoda; Ostracoda; Podocopida; Cyprididae
Source: the annotation of a GenBank genome assembly